Molecule: messenger RNA, 1472 nt
Organism: Pieris napi
Lineage: Eukaryota; Metazoa; Arthropoda; Insecta; Lepidoptera; Pieridae
Product: acyl-CoA Delta(11) desaturase-like
Exons: 5
Coding region: 163-1146 (327 amino acids)
Biological process (GO): unsaturated fatty acid biosynthetic process
Cellular component (GO): endoplasmic reticulum membrane
Molecular function (GO): iron ion binding; stearoyl-CoA 9-desaturase activity
Source: RefSeq, a predicted model, not a curated record
UUCUUAAAGUAUGUUCAGAGACGCAAUACAUUUUUACAGUAGUGAAUUUUUAUGUUAAUAAAUAGAAUUAAAAAAGCUAUCCCCGACAUACGAUAUUUGUUAAAUAAUUAUUAAUAGUGUGUCUCAUGUAGUAGGGAAAGGAAAGGAAAAUCCACAGAUAAAAUGGCGCCAAAUACUAUAGAGGAAAGAUGUCUAGAGCCCACAGAAGGUGAUUUCGAAAAGCUAAUAGCACCACAGGCUGCCCCUCGGAAGUUUCAAAUAGUGUACAGGAAUAUUCUCACAUUUGGUUACGGUCAUAUUGCAGCAUUGUAUGGCUUGUACCUGGCUGUCACUCAAGCUAUGUGGUCAACUAUAUUUUUUAAUUAUAUUCUAUUCGUGCUGGCGGCUGUUGGUGUGACAGCGGGGGCUCACCGACUCUGGACGCACAGAGCAUACAAGGCAAAAAUGCCCCUACAGAUUAUCCUAAUGUUCAUGAACACUCUGGCAUUCCAGAACACAGCCAUCGACUGGAUACGAGAUCAUCGGAUGCACCAUAGAUAUAGCGACACGGACGCAGAUCCUCAUAAUGCAACUCGUGGUUUUUUCUACUCUCACGUGGGCUGGCUGCUUGUAAAAAAGCAUGAAGAACUCAAGAAGCGUGGCAAGUUUAUUGAUAUGAGCGACAUCUAUGCAAAUCCUGUACUAAUGUUUCAGAAGAAAUACGCCAUACCAUUUAUUGGGUCAGUAUGCUUUUUGCUCCCAACUUUAGUGCCAGUAUUCUGUUGGGGCGAGAGCUUGAAGGUCGCCUGGCAUAUGUGCCUGUUGCGUUACAUCAUGAAUCUCAACUCAACCUUCUUAGUGAACAGCGCAGCUCAUCUUUGGGGAAACAAACCAUACGACCAGAGUAUAAAACCCGUACAAAAUAAGAUAGUGAGCUUUAUUGCUUGUGGAGAAGGUUUUCAUAACUACCACCACGUAUACCCUUGGGAUUACCGCACAGCCGAACUUGGGAACAACGGACUGAAUUUAACAACACUAUUCAUAGAUUUCUUUGCCAAGAUUGGAUGGGCGUAUGAUUUGAAGACUGUUCCUCAAGAGGCAAUUGAAUCAAGAGCGAAAAAAACUGGUGAUGGAACUGAUUUAUGGGGAAAAAUUAAGGGUGUUUAGUUACAAUGUCUUCUUUGAGUAUUAUUUUGUGGCCAAAAUUAGGGUUAUUUUAAAAAUUUUGUUUAUAAAGAUAUUUCGAUGUAAAUCUAAGACCCUGUGAGGUUCACGGGUACUUUUGUUUUAUUUCUGGAAAUAUGGCUUUUGAAAGUAACUGCAUAGCUAUAAUAUUUUUAUAUGUAUAUAUUAAACAUUCAUUUUAGAUGAGAUAUAUAACAAAAGUUAUAUAUAUCAUCUAAAAUGAAUGUGCAUUGUAACGUUAAGUUUUAAAUUUUAAUUACAUUGUCUGAGGUAUAUUAUUGGUUAUUUUAAUAAAUUUUUAAAAAAUA